Messenger RNA from Bipolaris zeicola 26-R-13, 3978 nucleotides. RefSeq lists its product as uncharacterized. The record is from RefSeq and is a predicted model, not a curated record. Lineage: Eukaryota; Fungi; Ascomycota; Dothideomycetes; Pleosporales; Pleosporaceae. Gene Ontology annotation, molecular function: protein kinase activity; ATP binding. The coding region runs from base 1 to 3978 and encodes 1325 amino acids. The transcript is spliced from 3 exons. Gene Ontology annotation, biological process: protein phosphorylation.
AUGGAUCAUCAGGGCGCAGGAUUCGCCUUUGAUUCCAACAUGGAUUUCAGCAACAUGUUCGCGGCCGCGCCCGAGACAUUGUUCAAGCCAGCGGAUAACACUUCUGGCUUCUUCUUCUUCGCUGACGAGGGCAUCGACACCACUGCCUCAUCCUUUAUGGAUCCCAUCACACUAGGCACCCCCCAACAGGGCCCCUUCGACAUGAACAUCCCAUCUGCUGCGAGUUACUACCCACAAACUCCAGCAUCACAGUUUCUUGGCUCCGUCCCCACACAGCUUAAUACUUACGGAAAGCGCCCACUACAGCUCGAAGCCGACGACUUCCCCCAGUCCAAGCGUCAAGCAAGUUAUGACUUUCCUCUAUUCCCAACACCACCCGCCACAAACACCACCUCCAGCUGGGGCCUGGAGGCCACUCCUUCAACUACCACAGUAGAAGGUCUGUCGGAUGAAGCGGCGGAUGUUUGCGCAACAUGGUUUACCAAGUUCAACGUGCUCCCUGGUGACCGACACAUCGAUUCAUUAAGCCAACUCACUGGUGAGUCGGCAGAUGCGAUCCGGAGCUGGUUUGGCCAGCUUUUGAAGCAGGGCAUGGGCAAGGGAGGCCCAAGUGACUCCGCUUACAAGUCUCAAACCGCACACAUCCAGCAGCAAGACUCGUCCUGGGAUGAUCACACCUACCAGACAGACCUUCUGCAGGCCUCGCCAUCACAACCACUACUACUGGAGCACAUGACUACCCCGGAAAUCUCAUACAGCCAGGACAACGUUGUCUCAACUACCGUCCAGCCAGCCACCGCUACCAGAAGCUGCAAGAAGCGCUGCACACCUACCGAUGACCUAGAGUUACUUGGUCGAGACCCCAGGAAAAUCUAUCAGUGCACUCGGAAGUGUGGCAAGCGGUAUGGCCGAAAGAACGACUGGAAGAGAAAGGAGGAGGAGGGCUACCCAUGCAAGUCGUGGGUGUGCAGCCUAUGCAUCAGUGAAGGCGUGGAGAACGUCAAGCCAUGCUACAGGAAGUACCAUUUCGUGCAACACUUCCGAAACAUCCACGUCCAUGUUGACCCUGAUCAAUAUGAAGAGGCGAGCGUAGUAUACUCGGAGACGGAAUUCCCACGAAAGUGCGGAUUCUGUCGCCACCGAUUCUCGUCGAGACAGGAGCGAAUUGAUCAUAUUGCAGACCACUUCAAGCAGGGCAAGUGCAUGCUCGACUGGCGCGAUGACGAUGACAACAAUGGCGGCGAUGAUUCCACCGACGAUGACAACGACGACCGACCAAGUGGAGACGGCUUCGAUGGUAGCCCUUCCUUCCAACCACCACCCUUCCAUCCACAUGGCAACAACUCCAAGCCUUCCGGCGAUCAGGGUAGCAGUGGUGGCUCUUCAGGGCAACCACCUCAGGGUGGUUUCUUCCACUUCCAGCUCUCACAGCUUGGUGAGAGCCAGCGGUAUUGUGCGGUCAAACCUACCAGACUCACUACACUUUCGCCGAACAUCUCUCCGUCAUCAAUCUCAAUUGAUGUCGAUGGCACGGCACUACAAGACGAGGCGUUCAAGUCACAACAUCCACUCGACAGGCACAUUCCGACAAAGGGAGACCACGAAGCUGCUCUGGCCGGAGAUGCUUUCGCCCAGCCCAUAAUUAGGGAAGGUGGGUCGUCGCAGGAUGAACGAACUGACAAGCGUGGCUUGGAGCAUACGUUUGGAAUCAAUGCCACCGCUAGUACCGAGAUUGAAACGCUGAUUUCGACUCUCGCACCUUCUUGGAGCCAAUUAGGAGCUUCACUAGAGGCAUUGGCAACGAGCGAGGAAACUCCAUCUUCUGAGUCAUUGACAGACCUAACAGUAACAGCACCUUCUCAAUACAGCGAUGCAACAGACCAACUAUGUAGCCGACAGUCUACUCCGCAAAUGCCCAAGUCCUCACGGGCCUUCCACAGUAUCAAGCUCCUUGGUGCUGGAGGCUUUAGCACAGUCGACGAAGUGAAGCAUCAACAAACGGGCCUACGUAUCGGAAGGAAGACACUCAAGAAUCGCAACCAGACGGCACUUGAGGAACUCAAGAAAGAAGUUAAUGUCCUUCAAAAGCUACGUCACCCGCAUAUUAUUCGCUUCCUUGGAGCCUACUCAAAGGGUGACAAGAUGUCGAUACUGCUUUCGCCUGUUGCAGAAACAACACUGGCAGUCUGGCUUGAUCGGUCAGCAUCACAACGACCUGCCAACCUGUUCGAGACCGUUAUGAAGAUGUUUGGUUGUCUCUCUUCCUCUGUCAGGUACCUCCAUGAGCAGCGACCUGUUGUUAAGCACAUGGACAUCAAGCCCCAGAACAUCCUUAUUGUCGAUGGCGAUCAAGAGUUCCCGCACGUCAUCCUUUCCGACUUUGGUGUCAGUUGUGCAGAAGAAGAAUCCGACGAUCAAUCGCGACCCUGGACACGCCAAUACAUCGCACCUGAGGUCGUCGAAGGCUUCACUCGCAAGCAGGCUGCCGACAUCUGGAGUCUGGGAUGUGUCUUUGCAGAGAUGGCAUCUGUUCCAUUGAGUCAACACAAUCCGGAAUGGUCAGCCUUUAGCAAGGAAUACAAUGGUCGCACAGGAACGUACUACUGGCAAGACGUACCAGACGUACAGAAGAAGCUCGCCAUGUUCUUUGACUCAGCAAGGGGUCCAGCUGAACUGCUCCUUGUACGCGCACUCCAAGCUAUGUUGAGAGCCCAGCCUGAUGAGCGGCCGGAUGCGGCAUCGCUCACAAUGAUCUUUGCUCCUGCACCGUGCUGUCUCAACUGGCCGAACGACAAGAUGACGUUCCCCGGCCCGCAUGAGGAACUGCUAGAGGUAGAGAGAUUUGGGAAACACCACUGCAUUGAUGGUAAUACCCAGCCUCAUCUGCAUGACAAGGAUGGGAACGACUGUUCUGACAAUGUCCCCAUUGCAAAGACCUGGCUGGAUGAUUGUUUGUGCACCCACGGUGCCUGUCACCACUUGUCUUCGGGCUACUCCACCGAUCUCCCUAGACGCCUGAUUGAUAUCCUUCCGGAAGACAAGGCUAGCAACUACGUUCGCGUCGUUGAAAGCAAGUCUCACGAGGAACAGAUGCAACAUGUUCAAUAUGUUGCACUCAGUCACGUUUGGAGCGACACCGAGCCUCUACUUUCAAGCAAUUCACAAUCGAAGAUGCAAUCUGAACUCGCACUGGAAACACUGCCUAGUGCAGUAAGAAAUGCGAUUUCAGAGGUGCAACGUCUCGGCUUCCGAUACUGCUGGCUGGAUUCACUCUGCGUGCUCCAGGAUUCAGAUCAAGAAAAGGCACAAGAGUGCACAAAUAUGUCUUCAAUCUUCCGCAAUGCGGUCCUCACUGUCGUCCUUGACCAGCUGGCAAACCCGAGCACAAGCAAAGAUGUUAAAAAUGCAACCGAAGAUACACAGUUUACCUCGACAAUUUCUCCCAUCAAGAAUAGGAACACAAUCGCGACUCGCCUCCCGGCCUCCGCCCUGCUGCCCCCUUCUAUCCUCACAGCCCCCAACCUGGGCUGGGAUACUCGGGCCUGGGCGCUCCAAGACCGUCUCCUGAGUCGCCGCUUCUUGCACUUGGGCGAACAAUCAUACUGGGAAUGUAACACCCUCAAAGCCUCCGAGACCUUCCCUCGCGGUCUACCCGCGCUCCUUUGGGAAAAGGUCCACACACAAUGUAGCAAUGAUGCCGAGGAAAUGCGUGCACAAGCAAGCAAUACAUUUCCUAGUGCAAAGAUCUUCGCCAUGGAAUUCGACGAUGCACACAAUGCAAGCACGAUUCCCCAUCAGAAGCCCGCCGAGCCGCGUCCGCCACUGCCACCACUGCCGAGUGCCAGUCGUUUACGCGACUGUCAGUGGAUUAAGAAACAAGGCGAUGAUGCGGCUCGGGAUGCGAAUGCGGUGCUAGCGACGCUGGGUGGGCGUGCUAGUUGUGCGGAGAUACCGCAGUUUGAUGAUGGUGAGGAGUAG